CCCCCCCCCCCACCGCGUGAUUACUUACGCGUUGACGUCAUCACGCACGGUUCCCUCGCCUGAAAUAAUUGAAAAUAAGCCAAAUAUCGAAAUCAAACGUUGCGUUAACAAAUAGAUAAACGUCGCCAGCAUUGAUCGUCAUCGCGGACACAAUGACGAGGCCUCAGCAGGUGAAGGAGAAUGUUACUCCUACAUCGAGCACGAGCAAGAAUAAUAAUAAGAAUAAUAAGCGGAGCUCUGAGGCGAACGAGAGGAAGCGGUGCAAGGCUGACGCCAUGACCAAGGUGGUGGUGAGGAGGCUCCCACCGUCUCUGGACCGCGAUCAACUCCUGGACCACGUCUCUCCCCUCCCCCUUCACGACUACUUCCACUUCUGUGCCGGCGACGGGAGUUCACAGGUGAACUGCUUCUCGAGGUUCUACAUCAACUUCCGGAACUCGGAGGACAUCCCACACUUCCGCGAGCGCUUCGACGGCUACGUCUUCGUCGACAAGCACGGCCAGGAGUAUCCAGCCAUUGUCGAAUUUGCUCCCUAUCAGAAGAUUCCUAAAAAGAAGUCUUCCCACAGAGACACUAAGACCGGGUCAAUCACUGAGGAUGCUGACUACCGCAGGUUCCUGGCCGACAGGCAGACCGUGAGGAUCGUGACCAGCCCGGAGCUUCUGCUGGAGGAGGUGGAGAUGAAAAACAAAGACAUCCUCGACAGGAAGACAACGCCACUGCUGGAGUUCCUGAGGAGCAAGAAGAUGGCGAAGCUGCAGCAGCAGCAGCAGCGACGUGGACGCUUCAGCCUGCGUAGGAAGGCGCCUGUCGAGACGGCACUUGCAGGAGCUGCGCCUUUGUCGCAGCAGCAGCAGCAGCAGCAGCGCAAGGAGGAGCGUCGGCGCAGGGAGGUGGAGCGCAAGCGUCACCGCCGGGCCCACGACGACACAACAACAACAACGACGACAGCGGAGGACGUGGCAGCAACAACAACAACAUCACUGCAGCAGGACCUGACGACAACAACAACAACAACGACGCAGGACGCCACAAUAACAUCAACAACAGCAGCAGCAGCAGCGGCAGCAGCGCAGGAGGCGAGCCGGGAGAAGUCGACGCAGGGGGGAAGGAAGCCCCUAGGGGUGUUGAGAAAACCGGACGUGGAUGAGGUUCCCGAGGAUUCUGGGAGGUUCCUAACGGGGCGGAAAUACGACAAGAGCGAGUGCUGCACAGAGCAGAAGUUCUCACACAGAAGCUGGCACUGUGGCCUCAGGACACACGGAAAAGCGCGAACACAAAGCCGUGCCUGGGACUCCCGGCGUGAUGACCGCUCCGCUGUGGAGGCCGUGCCGGACGCCGGUGAAGAAGCGCCGGGAGCCGGCACAGCCCCAGGCGCGUGGGCACGCAGCUCCAACUUCGGCGGCAAGCAGUGGAAUGAGGCCUCACAGCCCUGCCGUGGCGCGUUCCAGGCAGUGGUGGGGGUCGACGCUCGAGCGGCCAGGGGUCUUGGAUUUUGGGGUGCGAGGAAAUCGGCUGUGCCGGCUGUGUCGGCUGUGCCUGUGCCGGCUGUAUCGGCUGUGCCGGCUGUGCCGGCUGUGCCGGCUGUGCCGGCUGUAUCGGCUGUGCCGGCUGUGCCGGCUGUGGCGGCUGUGUCGGCUGUGUCGGCUGUGCCGGCUGUGCCGGCUGUAUCGGCUGUGCCGGCUGUGUCGGCUGUAUCGGCUGUAUCGGCUGUGCCGGCUGUGCCGGCUGUGCCGGCGGUGGCGACGGCUGUGCCGGAUGAGGGGAGGAGGCUGGAGUCCCCCGGCAGCAGGCAGCGGCCUCACCACAAGGAGCGUGCAUCCGUUCGUCUGUCCCACGCUCAGCCCUGCCCCUGGCCUUGUCCCGAGCAGGAGGGACCCCGGCUUCCGAGGGGCAAGGCCGGCCGGCUGGGGGCAUUCCCUCCGUGUCGACCUCCGGCCGCAACAACGACAACAACAACGACAACAACAACAACAACCACCACAUCCACCGCUACAGCAGCGCUGCCACAGCCACAGCUUGCCCCGGACAUGCCCUGAGCUUCGCCUGCCCCCUUCGACCUGAGGGGAUCACGCGGAAUGCCCUUCGUGUGUGUGUGUGUCUGUGUGUGUGUCUGUGUGUAUGUAUAUCUGUGCGUAAUGCCCUUCGUGUGUGUGUGUGUCUGUGUGUGUGUCUGUGUGUAUGUAUAUCUGUGUGUAAUGCCCUUCGUG
Molecule: messenger RNA, 2210 nt
Organism: Petromyzon marinus (sea lamprey)
Lineage: Eukaryota; Metazoa; Chordata; Hyperoartia; Petromyzontiformes; Petromyzontidae
Source: RefSeq, a predicted model, not a curated record